ACUUAUUGUUCAGGAACGACGUUUGUUUUUCUUCAAACACAGACAGUAUAUACUCGGCCUUUAUGUCUUGAUACCAAUGAUAUAAUGCUUGCAGCUCGGGGACCUUUCCUCAAAGAAGUCUUGAAUGGUGCAACGCUUGGAAACGCCCGCUGGCGACUUUCACCUAUGCUGCAGACUACGGUUACAGCGUGUCGUCUACCACGCAGCUUCUACUACUGUACUAGUACAGAAAACUCUCGGCGAGGUAAAGUAGCGGACGGUAUCACAUCUAUUCUGGCUAUAUCACACAAAGUCCCGAAGUCUAGAGCUCUCGCUCCUUUCAAGUUUUUCAACACUAACAACUAUUGGCGUGCCAGCAGAAGGCACGAUCACGAUGACGGACAGAAAAAAAGAACGAAGACCCGAGAUGCCCGGAGCCAGGCUAUGGCAAAAGCCCAGCUGAAGGUCAUUGGAAGAAACACCAAGGCCAAAGUGAGAGCUCUCCUCCUCAUGAGCAUAGCCUGCACCAUGGACCGCCAGAGAGACGCCUGGAGCCGCGAGGAGGAGCGCAUGCUGGGCGCUCUGUACGUCCUUCUCAUGGCCACAGAGGCACUGCUGCAACACCACCUCAACAUCAUCUACAGCAAAACAACACCUCCAACUUCGCGUCAACAGCAGACACUUAAAGAUCUGGAUAAGGAACUCAACCAAGUCAAGAAACUCAGGUACAUCUUAAAGUCUUACAUGCGCACGAUGAUAAGAUGGGAGAGAAGAGGAAAAUGUGAGAGAGAAAGAGAGAAGAUAUUACAGGAACUCACGCUAAGGUUGGAGGAGGAGGCGGACAACAUGGAGGGAGGAAAGAUCAACAGGUGGAAGAAUUUUCUCGCCUUCAUUAAAAGUUUUCGAGAGAUGUUUUCCAUUUGGUACUCGGGAAGAUCGUAGGGCUCGACGGAAAUUUGGAACAAAAAUAAACACCUCCAUAUUACGAGCACAAUGUAUACGUAGUAGCUAUGUGAUGCACAGAAGUGGUUCAUACUAGUAAAGUAUUCACGUAUGGGAAGGGAUGUUAAAACAUCUGCUGGUUAGUAAUUAUUUCUUCAUCGCAUCUAAGAUUCUUUUUUUUUCAUCUCUGUUCUUUAUUGACUUGAGUAUAGAAUACAUGUGUACGUAGAUGAUAAAGAUUCUUACACCGAUCGAGAAUGGCAUGCUGCAGUGCAUGUGCGUGAACUUGAAAACGUGGCAGGAUUGUAAUAGUAUUGCCACCGAUGCAUUGGACGUUAGGUGUUCGUAGUAUUUGUCCGUUGGUAAACGUCAUGAAAUAUUAGGAGUGGUACUCCUGCUACUACUACUCGUCAAGGCGAGUGUAUGUCACAGGUAGCUUAGGAAACGUGAAUCUAUCCAAGUGCAAUUCAUGCAAGAGAACUCAGGUAGUGAAAGCAGCUACUGGUAGUUUAAGAACGUACUGUCGACUGAAUCAGAUAUUGGCAUGGCUGUUGAUAAGGCCUCUCAUGUAUCUAGAAUAUAUCAGUAAGGGAGAUUGGACGACCUAAAACGUUACAAGAAAUUUGGCGGCAAACAAGUGUAACUACAUCUUAUAAAAACAGCAACAAGCACAUACACAAAAUCUGUAAGUCAAAACAUUUAAUGCCUCUACCCAUAUAUUCCAUAACAUUAUGCAUGUAUCUUGAAUUGCGAAAUAUAGAUCAUAUUCCAGAAUAAUCCUUGACUUUGACCAGUGGGUGUGUGAUGCUUUACAGACGCCACACAAAGGUGACAUUUGCUUGUUUCAUAGAAGAUCUACACCUAUCUCUGUAGUCUGUUUUACCCUAAAAGAGCACCAUUGACCAUCCAUUUUUCCUCAGGGAAUAUCGACACCGUUGUUGCCAGCUUUGGAAUUAUUGUCAAAAAUACAUACACAGCAUCAACCUACUACUUUACAGUUCGGUAAUGUCACUUACUGGAAAAA
This is a messenger RNA of Branchiostoma belcheri (Belcher's lancelet), 1945 nucleotides long. RefSeq lists its product as uncharacterized. The record is from RefSeq and is a predicted model, not a curated record. Bases 85 to 921 code for a protein of 278 amino acids. The transcript has 2 exons. Lineage: Eukaryota; Metazoa; Chordata; Leptocardii; Amphioxiformes; Branchiostomatidae.